AUGGCACCGGAGGCUCCUUUGCAUGGUGGCGGCACUCCGCUGCUAUACAAUUUCUCUGUCGCCCCUGAUUCCCUCCUCGUCCGCAACCGUGAAGAGAAGAAAAUCCACGACGCCUUCGAUACCGUCGGAGCUCCUCUCUCCAAAUCCGACAUCGGCGGGUUCUGCUCCCAGACUAGCGUUUACUGGCCAAGGAUGGACGUGACCAACCCAGAAAAAUAA
Molecule: messenger RNA, 219 nt
Organism: Linum trigynum
Lineage: Eukaryota; Viridiplantae; Streptophyta; Magnoliopsida; Malpighiales; Linaceae
Source: the annotation of a GenBank genome assembly